AUGAACCAUUUUGAGGAAAACGAAAUCAAGUAUUUAAAGAAGCAAAAGAAAAUAAGAAAGUGCCGUAGCGUGUGGCAAAAAAUAAUUAGAAAAAGUCUGGGAUGCACAAAACAAGAAAUAAAAAAAAGCAUCGCAAAUAGUAAGAGGGAAAGGGAGAGAGUAAUCUCCAUCCUAUAUGGAAGCGUCUUCAGAGGAAACAAAUACCUCCUCUACACAAAAAAAUGGAGAGGAAAUACAUUAAACGAAAUAAUCAAUCAGGACAAAAAAAAUUACAUGAACUUGAAAAAUUUAAAAAGUGUAGACACUAGCUACUUCUGCAGGUUAGCCUUUGGCUACGUCGACCAGAAUGACAGCAGUAAUUUUACAAAAGGGGGACAGCCAGGGCAACUGAAAAGUUGUGACCCUCAGGGUAACACCAACCCUAACGGGAACGGCGACCCUAACAAUAGCAAUGGAAACGAUAGCGGCAACGUUGACCUCGCCUGUGGGGGGGCAACUGCCCAGGACGGCGUAUGUACAACAGCGGAGCAGAGUGGCCACCCAGGAGGAUGCCACAGCAACAAACCCACCAGCCGCGCAAACGCAAAGAAAACACAACCCAAUCAAAGCCAAAUAAUGACCAGAAAAAAAACCAGCCACUCGGAUAAAAACACACCCAUUAAUGAAAAAGAGGAAGUAUAUGAAAAAUUAAAUUAUUUAGAAAAAAGAAGUUACAGAAAUAGAGCCAAGGUAGAUAAUUAUAACUCUCUCAACGGUGGUACAAAUAGCAGCAGCUACUAUUACUAUGGUAAUCAGUAUGGGAAUGGAAGCGCUAAUUUGAACUCAACGGGGAAUUAUUACAGUGUGGGUAGCAACGAUAGCGCGGCUAGAAAUGCAAACGGGAGAAAUGCAAAUGGAAGAAAUGUAAACGGUAGAACUGCCAACAGCAGAAGCAGCCCGAAGGAUGCUACACUCUGCGAACCCCAAUCAGACGAAAACACAAUGAUUAAAUACAAGUACCUACCCACGGGUGUAUUCUACAGCAGAGUUUCACGCUCCUUUAUUGCCAACUGGAUUGAUUACAGAACAAAAAAACAAAUUAAAAUGCCAUACAAGAUAGCCGAAUUCGGAAUAGAAAAAUGUAUGAUCUUAGCCAUCCUGUCUAGGAACCUUCGUAUUAGUAACCUCAACAACGCCUUGAAGUGCUACGACAAUUUAACCUCCGAGCAGAAGGAACAGAUGCUACAAGCUAUUAGAACCACACAAAAGAGUGAAAAACUCUUUAACGAUCUGCUUAAACCAAACGCCAAGGAUAUGUCAAACGGUCUUCACAGUAGAGCAUCCCCAAACGCCGCAGCAGACGGUCAGACGAACGAAGUUAACGUGCAAACGGACAUGGUAAGCGGACAGCCAGACCAACGAAUCACUCAAAGCAACCAACUCACCGCACUCAGCAACAACGAACAAGAACAGAAACGUACGGCCGUCAAAAAAACAGGUAUCGAAAAAAAAAAAGUUAAACAGUCCUACAAUAGCUCAGAGAAUUUACCCACAGGUGUGUAUUUCUACCAAGGCUCAUAUGUAGCCAAUUGGUGGGAAACACAACAAAAAAAACAAUUUAAAGUUCCUUUUAAAAUAUCUGAACAUGGAAUAACUAGAGCUAAAAAUCUAGCCAUCAUUGCCAGAAUUAUUAGAUCAUCCUCUGUGCAACAAGUUAAUUUAAUUUUAUCUCAAAUCGAGCAAACAAAAAAUAUCACAAAGUUGAACUAUGCUGCCAUUGCUGCUUUAGCUUUUAAAUAUAUAAAUCCUCCUCCGAAAAAGGAAUAA
Messenger RNA from Plasmodium fragile, 1806 nucleotides. RefSeq lists its product as uncharacterized. The record is from RefSeq and is a predicted model, not a curated record. Bases 1 to 1806 code for a protein of 601 amino acids. NCBI's taxonomy places the organism in Eukaryota, Apicomplexa, Aconoidasida, Haemosporida, Plasmodiidae. The transcript has a single exon.